UUUCAAGUUGAAAGGUUGAAAUAAGUACAGCAUUUCUAAUAUCCCUAAUUUACAAAUACUCCUAAUAAUGCACUAGACUGAAAGUCAAGGAAAUAAAUAGCAACUAUGCUAUUUUUGCAUUCAUUUCAUCUCAUAUAUUCUUCACAGCACUUUCCAUUUAAGAUAUACAAAGCAAUAUACUUAAACGCAAAAUCCAGUAUGUUUUAUGCAAGCAACUGAUGAUUGAAUUAGGAAUUAUUCAGCAAGCCCUUCCAGGGUGCUUUCAUAUUUUACCAAUGGGCUUAAGGGCAUUAAAUAAAAUCGUAAAUAUAGUAGAUGAAGAAAUGCAGAGAAUAGGCGGCCAAAAGACGUGUUUUCCUACUUUAGUUAAAUCUAAUCUUUGGGAACGUAGUGGUAGAGCCGUCGAAAUGGGUCCAGAACUGAUAACUUUGAACGACAGGCAUGAUCAGAAAUACAUUUUAGGCCCUACACACGAAGAAACCGCUGCCAAUUUAAUAUCAACAUUAGGAACCACAUCAUAUAAAAAGUUUCCACUGUUGUUGUAUCAAAUUACUUCAAAGUUUCGAGACGAACUAAAACCUCGAUUUGGAUUAAUUAGAGGCCGAGAAUUUCUAAUGAAAGAUAUGUACAGUUUCGAUGUGGAUCAAGAAAACGCACUAAAAACUUACAAUACCAUCUGCCAAAGUUAUGACAGAGUAUUUCAACGAAUAGGAGUUGAUUUUGUUAAAGUUUUGGGUGAUUCUGGUGCAAUGGGUGGUAAUUUGUCUCAUGAAUAUCAUUAUCCCGCUGCAAUUGGAGAUGACAAAAUACUACUUUGCCAUCAAUGUAAUCAUGCUACUAAUACAGAACUGACUGGAAAACAUAAAUGCAGUAAAUGUGGUGAAAGCGAAAAUAUAUCUAUAGAAAGCGCUAUAGAGGUUGGCCAUACGUUCUUGCUCGGAGACAAGUAUUCCAAGCCGCUCAAAUCAGUUUACUUGAAUGAAAAUGGUAAACCAGAGGACCUACAAAUGGGCAGUUACGGGAUUGGAGUUAGUCGCAUUUUGGGCGCAGUUCUGGAGUGUCUCAGUUCAGAAGAAGAAUUAAGAUGGCCUGAUAGCAUUGCUCCAUAUAAUGUAGUUAUUAUUACACCGAAAAAAGGAAGCAAAGAAGACCAACUAAUCGGCAACCUGGGUGAAAACUUGUACCGAAACUUGGAAUCCUUUAUGCCGAAUCUCAAAAAUGAUAUAAUACUUGAUGAUAGAACAGAAUGGACCAUUGGCCGAAGGUUACUAGACUGUAAGAGAACAGGCAUUCGAUAUAUCAUAGUAUUAAAUAAAAAUUCCUGCGAGACACCUCCACGAUAUGAGCUGAACGACAUCGUUAAAAAUGUUCAGCUGAAUCUACAUGAAAGCGAUAUUGUUUCAUAUAUUAAUAAAAAUGGACAACUGGACAAUGAGAGGCUGAAAUCAUCUUCAAACUAAAGUUAUAGUUUAGCUCGAAUGUUUCAAUAUCAAUAUAAGAAGUAAACGUUUCUGUUUUUGUUAUCAAUAAGGGAGGUUGUAGGUUUUCAGGAAAUACAUGUGCAAGUGUAAA
Dendroctonus ponderosae (mountain pine beetle) is the source of this 1572-nucleotide messenger RNA. RefSeq names its product probable proline--tRNA ligase, mitochondrial. Gene Ontology annotation, biological process: prolyl-tRNA aminoacylation. Gene Ontology annotation, molecular function: proline-tRNA ligase activity; ATP binding. The record is from RefSeq and is a predicted model, not a curated record. Gene Ontology annotation, cellular component: mitochondrion; cytoplasm. The transcript is spliced from 7 exons. The coding region runs from base 219 to 1460 and encodes 413 amino acids. Lineage: Eukaryota; Metazoa; Arthropoda; Insecta; Coleoptera; Curculionidae.